AUGAAUAAAGGAUAUAUUAAGAUUACUUUGGCACUUUUAAGUAUCGUAGGAUGUAUGCAAAAUAUAGCAUUUGCAAGCGAAACUGCUGCAACCACUAAUUCUUCAAAUGACGACGAUAAAUACCAAGCAUAUUUCGAUCCCGUAGCUGCCAAAAAACAUUUAGAAGCUAAACACGCUAAAGAAGCUAAACAAGGAGCAGAUAUUAUGACCGAAGCUCUGUCUCUUUAUGCUGAUGUAGUAAACCUGCUAUGGAAUCCCAAUGGUGCAAAGGAUUUCGAUGACACAUUCAUUGAAGGAUAUUUUCCUAAAGUAUACAACGAAAAUUUAGCAGUUGUACAACAUCGUUACGCAAGUUCUGUUAAAAGUUGGCCAUUAUUUUAUCAUGCAUUAGCCAACAAAGUUGAAUUAUCAGAAAAAAAAACCGUAAUACUCUUGGUUUCAUCAAAUAUAGAAGAUUCCUAUUAUCAUUUCAAUAAAGAAUAUAUAAACCCUAUCGUAAAAAGUGCAAACUCAUUCCGCCCUUAUAUUGAUUCUGAAGACGAUAUUAGAGGGGGAAAAUUAAUAAAAAUAUAUGCUAACUUAGUAGGAUUUAUCAUUGAAAAGGAAGAAGAUUGCGUUAAAAUUACCUAUGUCAGCUCUUUUAAUUUAGACUUUUCUCCUGGAUUCCCAGAUCACAUAGCUAGAAAAGUAUUAGCCGACAGAAUUUUAAAAGUUAUCAAUUUAAAGAAUAUUUUUAAAAGUGAUAAACCUCUUUCCAUGUGGAAUUUCCAAAAAAAAUGA
Plasmodium vinckei vinckei is the source of this 780-nucleotide messenger RNA. Its product is annotated as fam-a protein. Bases 1 to 780 code for a protein of 259 amino acids. NCBI's taxonomy places the organism in Eukaryota, Apicomplexa, Aconoidasida, Haemosporida, Plasmodiidae. The record is from RefSeq and is a predicted model, not a curated record. The transcript has 6 exons.